AUGUCGGCUGAUGCGAUAACUGACAUUGAGCUGGGACAGGUGUCCGAUCCUCGCGAAAGCAGGCCUUUCCCCCAGACCCGCCGACAACAACCCGCUCGCUUCAUCACCGUCGACAGUGUCCUCCAAUAUGCCUCCGAUGUUCCCUCGGCCCAGAACCGGCACCCUCAACGCCCGCGAGCCUUUCGAACAAACUCCGGCAGGCCGGUCGAUCCAAGACUCACCGGCCGCUAUGUCGGCCCGCAUAUGCCAUCUCGGUCUACGAAGACGUCCGAAAAGCUAGUUCUCUUGCCCGAGGCCGUCGAGGAAGAAGAAGAGAAAGGUGACUUUGGGCCUGAUGCCGACAAAGGUCCUCCUAGGGACGACGAGGAUUAUCGCAAACCCGGGAAGGAAGGUGUUAAAAGCUAUGCGGAAAGGUUGCCCAAGGCAAGACGUACGGAAAAGGAGCUUCCCCGAGUUACGGCCUAUUGCACCGCUCAAGCAUAUAAGCUGCAGUCUACGGCCACUUUUGUCCGGCAGCGACAUGGAGCCAGAGCUAAGCUGUACGAUGACUGCCUGUAUUGCGCAUAUCACCUGCCACUGUUACCAGGAAAUGAAGGUUACCGCAUCCGAAGCAGUCCGCCCGUCCAGAGCGCUAAAGGCGGCACGGUCCUGGAUGAAGAGAUUGCCCGCAGCGAGCAAAGAGACUACCGAGAACCAUAUUAUGCAGAGGAAGAGGAGGAGCAUUCUGUGAGAGGUAAUUACACGCCGGACGAGCAACCCUCUGAGUCCAAUUCCGCUGAUCUGACCGACCUGGACCGGCCACGGCUCAACGGGCAGCGGAGAGAGAGUGACCACUCACAACGAUCGAACAGUCCCGGCGCCAGUCUUCCUGCAGAUGCAUACCGCUUUGCGGAAAUGUUUGUGUUCAGCUAUGGAGUGGUGGUAUUCUGGAACUUUAGUGAAAGGCAAGAAAAAGAUGUUCUGGCCGACUUUGCCUUUGCCACGAUUGUGGACCAGAAGACCAAUAUCGUGUCGCCGAUCACCCUAACAACAAAUGCCCUGGACGAGGAAGAUUUUGAGACGGAGGACUUCCACUUCGAGUACAACAACGAGAUUUUGCGGCCACGAGUGUACAACGACAUGAUUACACUCCGCAGCGGCGACCACAUGAUUAAGCUCGCCAUCAGCCAUGCCAUUGCCCAGAGCACCAAGCUGAGUUUCUUUGAAGAAACCAUGGCUGCACAGAUGGAGGCGGCGAAAGACGUUCCUGGCAAGUUGGCCAAGACAGGAGAGCUAGGACUGAAACGAGAAGAAGUUAUCAAGCUACUCGGAGGUCUAUACAAGAGUCGAGUGGAGGUCAAUUUGUCAUCCAAUGUCCUCGACGUACCCAACCUGAUUUGGGAUAGCGAGCCUACCCUGCAUCCGCUGUACAACGCGGUACGUGAGUAUCUUGAGAUCAAACCUCGGAUCCAGAUCCUCAACGAACGUUGUCGAGUGUUCUUGGACUUGACCGAGGUCUUGUCCGACUACAUCUCUGAUGAUAAGAUGUCGCGGAUCAACUGGAUUAUCAUAGUCCUGAUCGUGAUCUCCAUCCUGGUCACAUGCUCCGAAGUGUUUCUGCGAUUUGGAAUCUUGAGCACGAGAGGCGAGGAUAAGAGUCCCCAGGCCUUGCAAGGGUCGUUGCUUGGCAGCGAGCUUUGA
This is a messenger RNA of Fonsecaea erecta, 1680 nucleotides long. RefSeq lists its product as hypothetical. The transcript is spliced from 2 exons. Bases 1 to 1680 code for a protein of 559 amino acids. NCBI's taxonomy places the organism in Eukaryota, Fungi, Ascomycota, Eurotiomycetes, Chaetothyriales, Herpotrichiellaceae. The record is from RefSeq and is a predicted model, not a curated record.